AUGGCCAUCGGCGGUUCUCCUGGCCAUUCUGGUCGCACUGAGCAUUCUGUAGCAUGUCCACAGCUGCCGCCUGCACCGCCAGUGCCAUCAGUGGUGGCACUGACGCUCCCACCAAAUCCUGCCUUUCCGCAACCGGAGUCACAAAAUCUGAGGAUCAUCCUCCAAUCCAUUCGCGGACAAGCCACCGUGCUGGAGGUCCAGCGGUGGGGAUGUGCUUCACUAAGAGACCUGGCACAAGCAAGCUCAGAAGAUCGUUCUUGGCUCGGUCGCCUUGGGGGGAUUGAGCUGGUGCUCAAUGCCAUGCGGACCUUCGAAGCGGACACGGAGUUGCAGCAGUCUGCCUGCGGCGCAUUAGCCACUCUGAGCUAUGAGAACCAGGUCAACACUAAGGCUGUGUUACAACAUGGCGGUACCGAGUUGUUGUUGCGCGCUAUGCAUGGCCACAGUAGCAGUCCCUCUGUGCAAGGCUUGGCUUGUUACGUUUUGAGGAUACUGGCAUUCUUGGAGGAAGGUCGGCAUCACAUGGUCCAGCUCGGUGCCAUUGAAACCAUUCUCAUGGCACUACGGAAUCACAUUGGCGAUGUGGACGUCCAAGGCUCCGGUUGUGGAGUUCUUGGUCGGUUGACUGCAUGUUCUUCAGAGGAUUUGGCGAAAGUAGCCUCAGGUGAUGGACUUGGCGUUGCUCUAGGUGCACUUUCUGCCCAUCCACGUGAUGCUCAAGUGCAGGCGUGUGCUUCAGCACUUGUUGGAAACUUGGUCCUGGCUGGACCACAGUCAGUGCAAGAAAUCGCUCAAAGCAGAGCAGCAGACUUAGUGGUUCAGGCUUCAAAGCACGAGUCUUUAGAGGCUCAAAGCUGUGCUGUCAAUGCACUAAACAACAUGUGCCUCAGAAGCGAACAUUGUAUUGCUCAAGCUGCAGUCUCGGGAGCUUAUGCUUCUUUGGCAGCCACCUUUCAACCCACAGACGAGAACAUCCAAUUGCUGACAAUUACAGUCCUUUAUUUGCUGACAACAACAGAUCAAGGUGAUGUUGGGGAUUUUGUGCAGCUGCAAGGCCUGAGCCAUUUGAUUCCCACCAUGAUGCGCUUCAUGUCUUCUUUGAAGGUCCAGGAGCAGAUUUCUUCGAUCUUGCAGAGAAUCGGACAUCGUGCGGAGAUGUUGGAAGAAAUACUUCGACAGGGAGGGCUUGAUGGCAUUUUCACUGCAAUGCAUCGCUAUCCGCUAUCGGCGAGGAUUCAGGUGUCUGGAUGCUAUUUGGCAUCACGCUGGGCACGUGCCAGCCAGGACGGGGCCCAAAGAGUAGCAGAAGGAGGUGGAGUAGAGUUGGUU
Messenger RNA from Cladocopium goreaui, 1329 nucleotides. The record is from the annotation of a GenBank genome assembly. Lineage: Eukaryota; Dinophyceae; Suessiales; Symbiodiniaceae.